Dictyostelium purpureum is the source of this 708-nucleotide messenger RNA. RefSeq lists its product as uncharacterized. The transcript has a single exon. The record is from RefSeq and is a predicted model, not a curated record. Gene Ontology annotation, molecular function: RNA binding; protein binding. Gene Ontology annotation, cellular component: small-subunit processome; 90S preribosome; t-UTP complex. Gene Ontology annotation, biological process: maturation of SSU-rRNA from tricistronic rRNA transcript (SSU-rRNA, 5.8S rRNA, LSU-rRNA). NCBI's taxonomy places the organism in Eukaryota, Evosea, Eumycetozoa, Dictyosteliales, Dictyosteliaceae. The annotation marks the transcript as partial.
GUAGAUUUACCAAACGAAAUUUCAGCAUCAUCCAUUUCUAAAUUUACAAAUGAUUCAAAAUCAUUAGUUUUAGCAAAAGAUUUAAAUAAUAUUUAUUUAUUCGAUUUACAAUCAAAUCAAUUUAAUAACAUUUCAAAAGAAGAAGAAGAGGAAGAACAAGAUAAUUUUAGCGAUAAAAAUAACAAUAAUAAAAAAUCUUCAACCAUUAGUUCAAUUGAAAUCGAUAACGAAAAUAAAAAUUUAUCACUUAUAGAUUCAAUGAAUCAAGUAUAUAUCACUAAUAUCAAAUCAUCAAAACCAAACAAACCAACUAAACUUCCAAAUAUUAACUCUAUUCCAACCAAACUUUACUUUUCAUCAAAUAAUUCAAACACUCUUUUCAUUGGUACUAUAAAUUCAAUUAUUUCAUUCGAUAUUAAACAACUUAAAGUUUUAUCAGUUUGCAAAUUAAAUAAAGCUGUCAAAUUCAUCACAUCAAAUCCAAAUAAUUCUAGUGAACUCCUUAUCUGGAACAACUCUAAUGAACAAACCAAAUUUAACAAGGAUGAUCAAUCAACCAAUAAAUCAUCAUCAUCUUUCUCUGAAGUCAUUUUUGCCGCUUCACAAUCAAAUAAAAAUGAUUUAGUUAUUGUCGAUCUUUCAUUCUUUGAUAGAGUACUUCCAUCACUCCCAGAGGCUAUUAAAUUAAAGAAAUUCGGUGGUCAAUAA